CGGUAACGACAAAAAAGAUGUAUCUGCCGUAAAAUAUAGAGAAGAAGAAGUCUCUAACAACAAAUCAGUGACAUUAUGUAGCGCAUAUAACUGCUCUUUUUGAGUAUUAACUCAUUUAACUGGAUUGUUAAUCUUAUUUAGAGGAGGCGUUUUGUAGUUCUGGUUGAAAGCUAGCCCAGCCACAUAUUUUUGUCUUUCUGUUACUAUUAGUUAAUGCUAGUCAACUGUGGCUGGCUGCUAGCUUUCUGGCUAACAACAGCUAGCUUAAUCAAAUCUUCAGCGCUGGGUGUAAGAAGAUGGACUCCACCGUCUUCGCGGCCCUUUCCAAAGGUGACCCUUUACCUCUGGCAUCGUUGCGCCUACUUGUCCCACCCCUCCAGCUUAUGACAGCAUCCAUGUGGCAGGUUCUGAAGAAACAAGAUGUCAUGAACUACUGGAAAGUGGCAGAGCAUGUCUCUUUGAUGAUGGACAUGGUCCCAGAGCUGCUCAUGUACAAGCACAGGAUGCAACUUAAUUUGGGAUUAAGGGCCAGGUAUAUUCUUGAGUUGUGCCGAGGUGAACAGCUCCAGGAGCCUGAAUUCAUUUUGUCUCACCUGGAGAAAAUGAAGCCUCAACAUCCCACUCUGAUGAAAGAAUCAGGAGAGGAGGAGGUAGCAAUUAACUUUCUUGAUCUGAUCCAGACUCUGCUCAAAGAUCCUGAAGAGAGACAAGAUUUUUUCACGGAGGUCUUCCCUGCUGAGUAUGGCCCUCAGUAUGACAGUGAUUUGCAGACGCUGUUUUCGGAGUUCCUCUUUCGGCUGGCUCAACUGUUGCCAGUUCCUGACCUCGAGCAGACAGUUUCCUGGCUUGAAGCGAACUGCUCUGUGUUAGAGGAUUGUGUGAAUUCAAUCUCUGAGCAUACAGACCUGCUAAAUUUGCUCCAGCACCACAAAAACCUUGGCCAUUUAGAACAACAUGUUCCACCUUCUAGCAUGGGCGACAGGAUCCUCUCCUCCCUCUCUGCAGUUCCCACUAGCAGAAUGACAAAACCUACAGAACUGCCCAGCCAAUUGGAGUCACUGCAAGGCCUCAGUGAUGAGACGCACACUGUAUCGUUCGUGGACAAUGUAGCAGUUGAAAUAAUCACAGUGACAGAUUAUGCAGAAGUUGAAUUAGGCACAAGCACUGACAUCGAGGUGGUGAUCGGAGAAAACUGCUGUGAAGGAACAGACACUGACACAGUGGCUGAAGAUUCACUGGUGGUGCUUCCUGAUAAGGCAACCAGGGAAGAGGAAGAAGUUGUUGAAGCAAGGGAAGAAGAAACGCAAGAAAAGUCUGGAAGUGGUUUGACAAACAUCAUCCUUCCAGAAGUAAACUCGGAUGACGUAGCGUCCUCCCAACACAAAAUCUCUCUGGGACCCCAUGACUGCCCGGAGUGCAAAAAGAAAUUUAAGUUUGCCUCUUCUCUAAUUGCCCACAGGGUCAUCCACACUGGUGAACGCCCCCACCACUGCAGUGACUGCGGUCGCCGCUUCUCUUUCAGGCAGUCCCUUGACAGGCACAGAAACACUCACAAAACUGGACGCAAGUACAACUGCGCUGUCUGCGGGGAGACCUUCCAUUCUUUGUCAGCCCGCACAGAGCACAAACAAACACACAUGCAAGAUGGCGUUUACACGUGCCAUCUGUGCAACAAGAAAUUCAACUGGGAGCUGGCACUUGCAAGACACCUGAAGUCUCACACUGAUUGUCACAUUGCAGGCAAACCUACAGAGAGCCAUAAAGAUGACCAAGAGGUUGCUGUAGGUGGUGAAAGUGCCGACGAGACUCCUGUUACGCCUUCUGAACCUGACUGCCAGGUGCAGGCAGAUGAUAAUGGUGAUAGGGAGCCGGAGAGUGCAGAGGUUCAGAGCAGUGAACAUCCUGUCCCUGACCCUAAAGGCAUAACCUCUGAACUUGACAAUAAAGUCAUUUCCUUGGUGAAGGUUCGCACAAGUGGGCGCAAACGCAAACCUACCAUGAAGAUCCAAGUGAUAAAUUUACAGAAGCGAAUGGCAACUAAAGGAAAGAAGCAGCUCACUAAGACGAGCCCUCCAGAGCUGAAGCCUUCAUCCUUCAGCUGUACGGAGCACUCUUAUGGGUCAUCUUUGGUCUCAUCAAAGGACAGUCAUGAAAGUUCUGUAGCAGAUGGUUCCUCAGCUGCGUUCUCCUGCCCUAAGUGCUCCUUCAACCACUCUGAAGAAGCACAAAUCGAGCAGCACGUUGACAACGUUCACUCUGUUGAGACUGAGGAUGACAAGCUGUCUCCUCAGACCUUCGCAGAUGAAGAGGGACGUUUUACUUGUCCAGACUGUGACAAGAACUUCAAGUUCCAAUCCUUACUAAAAGCCCACCAGCGCAUCCACACAGGCGAGCAGCCCUUCCUGUGCUCUCAGUGCGGACGGAGGUUCUCCUUCAAACAGUCACUGGAGAGGCACAAGCAGACACACAAAUCUGGGCGCAAGUAUGAGUGCCUGAUCUGUGGCGAGUUUUUCAAAUCCCUAGUUGCUCAGAGGGAGCACAAGAACUCCCACAUGGAGAAUGGCGAGUACCUGUGUUCAGAGUGCGGCCGGGCAUUUGCGUGGAAGUCGGCACUGGUGAGACACCUGAAGACCCACGGCAAGGAUGCUGACAAGGUGGAGCGUUCUUACAAAUGCCCUCGCUGUGACCUGGCCUUCAGCUGUGCCAGCUACCUCAACAAGCACCUUCAGACUCACAGAGAGGAAAGGGUGCACACCUGCAACUGUGGAAAGAGCUUCGCCUACCGGGCAGCCCUCACGGCACAUCAACGCAUCCAUCAAAAGGAGCGGCCGCACACAUGUAUGCAGUGUGGGAAGGGAUUCCUCUACAAGGGUGGGUUGCUGAGUCACAUGAAGAUCCACUCUGAGGAAAUGCCUUUCAUGUGCUCUUUCUGUGGUAAGAGCUUCAAGAGGGAACGGAGCAUGAAGAAGCACGAGCGCUACCACACCAGGGAAAACGUUUUCAGCUGCUCACAGUGCGACAAGAGUUUUGUCUAUAAGGCAACUUUGAUCAGACACGAGCUGACUCAUUCAGGGGAAAGGCCGUACCUCUGCUCCGACUGUGGGAAGGGCUUCUUCUCCCACGCUGAGCUCCUGAAGCACGAGCGCUUCCACACUGGUCACAAGCCCUUCCAGUGCCCUCACUGCGGCAAGAAAUUCACCCAGUCUUGCUACUUGACCAUCCACCUGCGUUACCACACCGGAGUUCGGCCGUAUUCCUGCACAGAGUGCGACAAGAGCUUCCUCAGCGCCAACCGCCUGAAAAGGCACCAGCGAACGCAUUCGGGGGAAAAACCGUACCUGUGUGUAGAAUGUGGCAAGGGAUUCAGGCAGUCAUAUAAUCUGAAAAUGCAUCAACGAACUCAUAUCAUGAAGUUAACAGAAUAAAUUGAAAUUACUGACCAGGAGAUAAAUACUUUGAAGGUUUAAAGUGUAUGCAAUUAGUUUAGAUUGAGGAAAAAGCUACUAUUGAUGGAAUAUAGCAGUGAUCUGCAUUUAGUAUACCCACGUUCCAAGGUUCAUGAAUGAAUAUUUUUUUCCCCAUUAUACUGAAAGCAUUUGAUUUCCAGGUUGUUUUGAUUAAAGCACACUUAGCAGAGUAA
Molecule: messenger RNA, 3640 nt
Organism: Scatophagus argus
Lineage: Eukaryota; Metazoa; Chordata; Actinopteri; Scatophagidae
Product: zinc finger protein 37-like
Exons: 9
Coding region: 297-3425 (1042 amino acids)
Source: RefSeq, a predicted model, not a curated record